Molecule: messenger RNA, 2706 nt
Organism: Penicillium salamii
Lineage: Eukaryota; Fungi; Ascomycota; Eurotiomycetes; Eurotiales; Aspergillaceae
Source: the annotation of a GenBank genome assembly
AUGGGCUCAUCUCCGGCACCAUUGCCUCCUUCUAGUCCUACCGCUUUGGGCUCCUCCCCCCCGCCAAUUCCUUUUGAUAUGGGGGAUGAAGAUGAGGAAGAGGACAGAGGAAUGGUGCACGAUAUUGAUGAUAUUGAUGAAUUGGCUGAAGAUGAGGACGGCAUUGAUCUGUUCGGCGACAACUUCGAACGUGAUUACCGCGAUGCAGCACAAGAUCGCUAUGAAAACGAAGGAUACAUCGAUGAUGACGGAGAUCAUGAGGAGAUUGAUGCUGGCACCCGUCGCCAAUUGGAUGCUCGGUUGAAUCAAAGAGAUCGCGAGCUGGCUCGUCGACGCCGCAUGCCCGCAGCAUUUUUACAAGAUGAUGAAGAUAUUGACAUGGACUUGUCGCGCCAACCUCGACGACGCAGACACCAUUACGACGAAGACCCUCAAGAUAUUGACAUGGGAGAUGAGGGUAUGGAAGAGCUGUCGCUUGAAGAGCUAGCGGAUGUCAAGGCAGCCAACAUCACAGACUGGGUCACCCAGCCCCAAGUGCUGCGCUCUAUCUUCCGUGAAUUCAAGGCAUUCCUCACAGAAUUUAUUGACGCCAGCGGUCAGUCCGUUUACGGUCAGCGCAUCAAGCUUCUGGGUGAGGUGAACUCAGCCUCGCUCGAGGUGUCCUACGCCCAUCUGAGUGAGACCAAGGCCGCUCUUUCAUACUUCCUCGCCAAUGAGCCCACCGAGGUUUUGAAGGUCUUCGAUCAGGUCGCGCUCGAUGUCACGCUUUUCCAUUACCCUCAGUACCACCAGAUCCACAACGAGAUUCACGUCCGUAUCACCGAUGUGCCUAUCAUCUACACCCUGCGUCAACUACGUCAGUCGCACCUCAACUGCUUAGUCCGUGUCAGUGGUGUUGUCACCCGCCGAACCGGUGUCUUCCCACAGUUGAAGUACGUCAUGUUCCUCUGCACGAAGUGUGGUAUCACAUUGGGUCCGUUCCAGCAAGAAGCUAGCGCGGAGGUCAAGAUCUCCUUCUGCCAGAACUGCCAGUCUCGUGGCCCCUUCAAGGUCAACUCCGAAAAGACGGUUUACCGCAACUACCAGAAGUUGACUCUGCAGGAAUCGCCCGGCUCAGUUCCCGCAGGUCGUUUGCCGCGCCAGCGGGAGGUCGUUUUGCUUGCUGAUCUGAUUGACACCGCCAAACCUGGCGAUGAAAUCGAGAUCACCGGUAUCUACCGCAACAGCUACGAUGCUCAACUGAACAACAAGAAUGGCUUCCCUGUUUUCGCUACUGUCAUUGAGGCCAAUCACGUUGUCAAAUCUCACGAUCAGAUGGCUGGUUUCAACUUGACCGAAGAAGAUGAGCGUGAAAUCCGGGCCCUCUCCCGUGAUCCUGAUAUUGUCGACAAGAUUGUUCGCUCCAUGGCUCCUAGUAUUUACGGUCACCAGGAUGUGAAGACCGCUGUCGCACUUUCACUCUUUGGCGGUGUCAGCAAGCAGGCCCAGGGAAAGAUGAACAUUCGUGGUGACAUUAACGUUCUUCUUCUCGGUGACCCCGGUACUGCCAAGUCACAGGUGCUGAAGUUCGUGGAGAAGACAGCGCAUCGAGCUGUCUUCGCUACCGGUCAGGGUGCCAGUGCUGUCGGUUUGACAGCCAGUGUCCGCCGCGAUCCUCUCACCAGCGAGUGGACGCUGGAAGGAGGUGCUCUUGUGCUCGCUGAUCGCGGUACUUGUCUCAUUGACGAGUUCGACAAGAUGAACGACCAGGACAGAACAUCUAUUCACGAAGCUAUGGAGCAACAGACUAUCUCCAUCUCCAAGGCUGGUAUUGUGACAACCCUUCAGGCACGGUGUGCCGUUGUGUCCGCCGCCAAUCCCAAGGGCGGUCGUUACAACAGUUCCAUCCCAUUCUCAGAGAACGUCGAUCUGACCGACCCUAUCCUGUCUCGUUUCGAUAUCCUGUGUGUGGUUCGCGACUUGGUUGACCCGGCCGAAGAUGAGCGUCUGGCCAACUUCGUCAUUGAAUCACACCACCGUGCUAACCCUGCUCGUCCUCUCCGAAAUGAGCAGGGUGAGUCGGUUGAUGCCGACGGUCACCACGUGGACAACGAAGGAUACCGUAUCAGCAGCAGUGGCCAGCGUCUUCCUCCUUCCCAGGAGGAGAUCGCUAGACGCGAGGCAGAGACGCAAAGAGCCGAGGAAGAGAAGGAGGGUGAAAUCCCCCAGGAGCUCUUGCGGAAGUACAUCAUGUAUGCCCGCGAGCGUUGCCACCCCAAACUCUACCAGAUCGACCAAGACAAGGUUGCUCGUCUUUUCGCAGACAUGCGCCGCGAGUCGCUUGCCACUGGCGCCUACCCCAUUACCGUAAGUCAUCUCAUCUCUUUCUUGAUACCACCCGCUAAUCCGUCUACCAGGUCCGUCACCUCGAAGCCAUCAUGCGUAUCGCUGAAUCAUUCUGCAAGAUGCAUUCUUUCAUCGGUAGCCAGAAGGUCAGCUGCAAGAAGGCCCUCUCGCGUGCCUUUGCCAAGUACACACUUUCCCGCCCGAAGCCGCAAUCGAAGCGUCGUGCCGGUAUCCCUGUCUCAAAUCCUCAUAUGCCGCGCGCUCCUUCUACUGCGUACUGAGGGACUUGUCUGCAUGGUUUCUUUUGUUUCCUAUACCAUCUUUGCAUCUCGUACGUGUGGCGUUUAUGACAAGGUCCUUAUCAAGACCAUGAUAUGUUAA